Messenger RNA from Sungouiella intermedia, 1794 nucleotides. Lineage: Eukaryota; Fungi; Ascomycota; Pichiomycetes; Serinales; Metschnikowiaceae. The record is from the annotation of a GenBank genome assembly.
AUGUCCCAUCCAUACCGCCAGAAAGCGUCAACGACACCUUAUCCAUUGUACGACGUGGAGUCACCUUCUGACAGCUCUGGGCCUGAGUCUGUCUUUGUGUCACAACCCCCAACUGCCCAAUCCAGAGAUCCACUUGACCAGUCUACUCAGAUCUCUAACCGAUUGGCUGCUACCGAGAUCUCAAGUCCUCGCUUCCACGGCAGAUCGCCGCCCAGCCAGCCUCCAUACAUGAGCAACAACGGCCUGCCCAACUACGAGGUGGGUGAUAUUGCAUCACCUCCAUCUAUCCCACUCUCGGCACUGUCGUCGGUCACCAACUUGAAUUUGAACCACGCAAAUCCACAAUCUAUGCCUUCCAUUUUAUAUUCACAGUCUGAAAGCAACUUGCCAGCGGGAUUGGGCCAAGGCGGCCACAAGUACAAUCAUACACGUUCGGUGUCAUCCACACUGUCGUUUUUCCACGACAGAGACAAUGCCUCGCUCAUAGACUUCAAUCAGAGCGUGAUCCACCAGUACUUGGGCAACAAUCUGACCCACUUAAUGCCACGCAUGAAGACCAUUGAGAUGUACCGCAAGAAUGCUAAACGUUCCACAGAUCCGGCCGUUUUGUUCCAGUAUGCUCAGUACAUGUUGCAAACUGCGUUAAUGCUUGAGUCGAGCACUCCUAGUGAUUCGGGUACUACAACACCAAAACCAACACCAAUUAAGUCUGGCUCGUUUCUUGAGGUGGAUAAAACCCACCGCAAAACCAAACUGUCCAACUCAAUCAGUCUGGAGUCCAAUCUCUCUGACCCACAAUUGAAACGUUCACUUCUCAAAGAGGCACACUAUUACUUAAAGAGACUUUCCGAUAAGGGCUAUGUCGAUGCACAAUAUUUACUUGGUGAUGCUUACUCGUCUGGAGCAUUUGGCAAAGUUGACAACAAAGAGGCCUUCUCGCUCUUUCUUCUGGCUGCUAAACAUGGCCACACCGAGUGUGCAUUUAGAACUGCCCAUUGUUACGAAGAGGGUUUGGGAACUGGCCGUGAUGCUCGUAAAGGAGUAGAAUUCCUUAAACUGGCAGCGUCAAAGAACCAUCCAGCUGCUAUGUACAAACUCGGAAUGUACUCAUUCUACACACGCAUGGGGUUGCCUGACAAUGUGUCCACCAAGAAGAUGGGUAUUAAGUGGUUGGAGCGGGCUCUGAAUGUCGCUACUGAGUUGACAGCUGCUGCCCCAUACGAAUUGGGCCGUAUCUACCAAGAGGGCUUUUUGGAUAUUUUAUUGAAAGAUGAAAAAUAUGCCUUGGAGCUCUAUGCGCAGGCAGCCGCCUUAGGCCACGUCGAGUCUGCUGCCAUCUUGGGCCGUUGCUACGAGGUUGGGGAAAUAGUGCCACAGGAAGCCAAUUUGUCUAUUCACUACUACACCAAAGCCGCUUUGGGUGGUCACCCAGAAUCCAUGCUCGCUAUGUGCGCAUGGUAUCUUGUCGGCUCGGAACCUAAUUUACCCAAGGACGACCAGGAGGCUUUUGAGUGGGCGAAGAGAGCUGCCAUGUGCGGAUUGGCCAAGGCUCAAUUCGCAGUGGCCAACUUUUAUGACAAAGGCAUUGGCUGCAUUAAAAACACAACCGAAGCUCAACUGUGGUACAGAAAAGCUGCUGAGAAUGGAGAGGAAAAAGCAUUAGCUAGGCUCUCAGAUCGUGAGUUAGCAGCCCAACUUUCAAAGGCUGCGAAAAAGAAACAAAAGUCUCCAUCUAAGGCGUCUCAAUUGCUGACCAACAGCGCUGCUCAGGAGAAGGACUGUGUCAUCAUGUAA